UUGUUCCGCGCGCGACGGCGGCUGCGAGGUUCGCGAAACGCAAUUAUUCCGGAAUUAUUGUUUGUUCGACGACGUUGUCUCUGCCGCCGACGCAGCUUUAUCGUUUGCCCGUUGUUGUCGCCGUUGGAUUUUGCCGCUACCAAACUAUUGCCGCGCACACAAGCCACGGCCAGUGUAACAUUGACACAGACAGACAGAUUUCCUACUCACUGUAAGACCAACGACGAUAUUUGGCUGAGGCUCGUUAGGGUUGGUUUAUUGGUUCUUUUUUUGUUACUUAUAUUUUUCCCGUCGCCGUUGCGACACGUGAGAUCCGUAGAUACGCGCGAGCAUCCGCUCAAAGGUCGCCACGACCAAGCUGAGUGUAUGGAACCCGCAACGAGCACUAACAAUUGGUAGCUUGCCAGAUUGAGUAAUAAUAGAAACGUGAACUCCAAUCCGUCUUACAUGUGCCUCACGCAAUGUCGUGGUUUAACUAUUGUACGGAGAACCUGCAGAAGAGAUGCUGCCGGUACCUGCUGCAACGGUUCGUCGGGCGCUUCCUCGAACACAAAAUCGAACCCGACCAACUGUCCAUAAACGUCUUGGACGGAGCAGUAUCCCUCGAAGACAUUGUCCUAGAUGUCCAGGCACUCAACGAUGUUGGAGAAGAACACUUAUUACCGUUUGAAUUUGUGGAAGGUAGCGUGGAUAAAAUAUCGUUAUCGGUGCCAUGGAGAAAUAUGCUUACAGAUUCUAGCGUCAUACACAUCGAGGGACUGAAUCUUACAGUUCGUCCAAAUUUGAAGGAAACUGAAGGAAUCCCAAGUUCUAUGUUGGAAUCUGUGUGGUCAUCGAUGUCUAAUAGUGUGUAUUCUUCUCCAGAUAGUGACUACGAAGAGACCUUUGAGAAUGCACCAGAGUCUGAACAAGUGUCGGGCUUAGAAGUGUUUACCCAAGCUAUAGAAUCUAUAUUAAACAGAAUAAAAGUGAAAUUUUCAAAUACUGUGAUAAAAUUAGAAUAUAUGCCAGAUUUUUUAAAAGUAGGAUUAGGAUUACAAUUACACAUAAUUAGUUUAGAUUACAUUGAUGAAGUGGCAGAUGAAUCAAAAGAAGGAAUAAUUUAUGAUAAUUUAGCUUUCCUUACCAAAAAGCUGGCAAUUGAAGGUGUGUUUUUACAAACAUAUGAGUUCAAUUGUAAAACGUCCAACAAUGAAAGCACUACUUCAAAAGCUAGUACCACUGAACCUUUGACCAUUGCCGAGCUAACUGGUACUCAAACCAUCAAGAUGGUACUUAAACACAACCCUAGUCUUCCUGGUCCAAAAUUAAGUCUAGAAAUCAAUUUUGGACCACUCAAUGUUAUUUUUUCUCCGAGGCAACUUUAUUUAGUCAUUGAGCUGCUACGAGGUAUAUCAAAACCUCUAACAGAUCAGAAACAAAGUGUACCUGUACAAAAACCGAUGACAGAAUCUGAUUUCAACCACAUAGAAAUUGAUUUAAUAAAUCACGUAGAACCAAAACUCGGUGUUGGCGUCGGUUUGAGAGGAAUGCAAGGAUGGUCAGAAGUGCAUGAUAUCGAAGAAGAAUUUUAUCCAUUACAAGGGGCUAAAAAAAAUAAUUUCAUGCCAAGUAUGGAUUCAUCAAUGACUUCCAGUAUGAGUAGUAUAGCUAGCAGUAGAUCCGAUUUGUCAUCGCGCUAUUCCAGGCAUAAAAAUAAAAGUAAAAAUGAGUGGUUAGGCGAAACAAAUCAUUUUAAUGUGCAGUUGGCGUCACUUUGUGUGGUUCUACUGCACGAGGACGUUCUAGCUGUAUGUCCUGAAACUGAAACUAUCACCCAAUGUUCUCAAAAUGAAAUGCGUAAAAUAUCUCAUCAGUACCUGAUGACCGUUCAAAGUGCCGAUGCACUUCAGGACCACGAUAAAAUUACUAAGUCUUUAGAAAGAAACCAUUUAAGGCUGGUAGCCACUAAGGUGGUCGUAGAAGGUGAUGAAAAAACCAAUGAGACCGUCAAAGACGUAAAUAUACAUGCUUUGGGAAAUGAUGUUGAAAUCUUGGAAGUACUUGUAGAUUCUUCCGAAGACCCAACGCAAUAUAUUCCGCUUUUGCGUUUUGUUCGAGAUGAUAAGUUUUCUCAUUUAAAAACAUCCAAUACUGAUCAACCAGAUAUUCAAGUUCAGUUCAAACAUAAUACAAAGUCUACGAGAUUUUGUAAUCCUGUUUCAUUAGAAAUCAAAAUCAACAUGCAAGAAGCAUUUUCUGAAGUAGACAUUUCAAUUAUUAACCGAUUAUCUUCAUAUAUUUACAGUCCAGAUUUUAGGAUCUCCAAGAAAACUCCUCUAAAUGUUUAUCAACCACAGUUCAAUGAUGUGAUUGGAACUGUCAACGAUACAAUUAAUAUAGUUUGUUCCAUUAGCUUCACAUACCUCGUUAUUAAAUUCCGUUUUCCUAUACCUGACCUAAGACCGUUGAGCGAUGUUAAUCGAUUGCCGUGGUGGAAACGCAUUUUGCGGGACGAUAUUCUAUGGUUAUAUCUAACCGACGCUGAGGGUUCGUUUACUAAGUUAUCUCAACAAACGGACUCGACUGGCUAUGAAUUUCAGUGUAGAACCGUCGAAGCUUUAUUCCAAGAAGCUAACUCGAAUAUAAUUAUUCCAGUUGCCAAAUGUAUAGGUGUGGAUGAUAAUUUGAAAAACAUUAGGAUAGACAAUAAAUGUUUGCCAAAAUUGGUUUUGAAAUUGUGCCCAAUAAAUGGAAGUCAUGAUGAAACCAAAGCAGACAAUACAAAUAUCGAACAUAAUAUAACGAGUAGUGUUUACAUUGAGUCGUCUAAGAAACCAUCCCCGUUUGCUUCUAAAAAAAUCAUGAGGCAAAGAAAUCACCAUUCUGAAAAUCAUGAAUACAACCAGAAAUUAAGCGAUGGCGAAAUACAAGUAGUGCCGGGUUCAAGAGAAGAAAUAAUGGAGUUUGUAGAAAACACUAAUGCCAACACAAAAGUGUUCUUAGAUAUUAAUCUUCCAUAUGUUUACGUGACUUUACCGUCAAAACAUCUCUAUGAAACUAUCUAUAAUAGAUUCACCAAUGAUUUAUUUUUCUGGUCACCGUCAUUCCCAACUCCUGCAUCGCGCCGUGGCGACUCAAAUAGGUUGUCUUAUAUGAACAGAACUCGAUACUUUGCCCCGUGCAAGUCUGGAAUACAAUUUGAGUCUGAAAGUGAAUCUGAAGAUGAGUUAUCCGAUGUCUAUUUCUCUUGUGGGCAAUCUAAUAUGCAUAUUGCUGAUCCUAUGAUUAAGCGAACAGAGUUUUGUUUGAAUUUAAAUAUCUCGCAAGGCUUGUUUACUAUUGUCACUCAGUCCAGGGAUCGUUCUGGAAGAGUUAUACCACAACAUUACGGAGAACUUCAGAUUGUGUUCCAAGAUUUAUAUUUAUAUAUGGCAGCUGGGUAUGAAAAUACACCUAGACACAACUUUAUUUGUAUUCAGGCAAACAAAUUUUCUCUAAGUCACGAAAAUCUUACGACUAGCAAUAGUGAAAUCAUAACACCCAAGGAAGUUGUUUGCAAGAGAAAUAAAUUAUUAAAACGUACACUGUAUCAAGUACCAAAUGGUAUGGAUCUCAAAGAAAGGUCAUGUAUGGAUAAUAGUGAUAUGCUAACAGUCGUUGUAGAAAUAUCCGUGUGCAAUCAUAUCAAGACAAUACGAGUAGCUAAUGAAAUCUCUGGUACUACACUUAGGCAUGUGUUUAGUAUUGUCUCUCAGAGUUGGUAUUAUCAACUAUCAGACUUCUUUGAUGUAGUCGAUUAUCCGGUGGCCGGUUAUGAAUCCCCUCAUGUUGUCACUGAAUUACAUCAACACAUUCGAGAAUGCCUCAUAGACUACAGACCUCUUCACCUACCGUAUCAAUGUGUCCUCACCAUUGGCAGUUUCAGUCUGUCUAGUAACAUUGUAGCGAGAUCUAAAGCAUCUACUUUACAGAUAGUUUCUGAGGACGUUGCAUUAUUUAUUUCUGCGCGAUUAUCCAAUGCAGAAAAUGUAGACCUUAUGUCCAACUACAUUUGUGUCAUGGAUUUGGGUGUGUUUGAACUUUCUUUAAAAUUCUGCAAAGCAUCAACACAAGUGACUAUGUUAACGCAACCUGAAAAGGACUUGAGAAUGGCUGUCAAUGUUAUACACAUUAGAACUUGUGCAGAUUCUGCUUUCGCACUGUGUCGCUUGAUUAGUUACGUAGCUUCGGAUGGUGACAAAAGUUCUGUUGAAGAAGACGUUACCGAAUUUGAAGGAAUGGACCAUCGAGAAGAACAAAAUGUAUUGGAUCAGGCCAAUUCUGAUAACAGUUCUGUAUCGAGUCUCAUUAUGGAAGCAAUGCAUGAAGAAAUUGUUGUACAAAAGUCAAAUGAUACGGUUGAAAAUAGUUUUAAAAAAAAUAAUCCUACAAACUCCAAUCAGAGUAGGAAAGGCAUUGAAGUAUUUUACUUUCCGGAUGAAACUAAUAAAAUAGUCACGCCGUUAUUGGACACUUCACAACAUUCACAGUUGAUCGAUAUAGACUAUGAAUUAGAUAAAGAUAUUGAAAAAGAUUUUUGUUUUGUCGAACACGAAGCGGGAUCUGGAUUAAUGCCGAGAGGAAACGUUCCUGAAGUACGCAUGUUAACUGAUACUCAAAUACGUGUAGUAAAUAACCAUUUUAAAACUCCAGUGGGUAAAAUCGAUAUGCUCCAAGCACCAAAAGGUUAUCCGAUGCCAGUCACGAGAUAUACGUUGCGAGAAAUGACGUUAAUUUGGCAUAUAUACGGUGGUACUGAUUUUGACACCAAAACAUCUUCAAAUUUGCAUAAUGAAUUGACAAAACAUGUCACUAUAGUAUCAGAAACAAAUUCUUGUCCAACUUCUCCAAAUACUCUUAGGCCUUCUCUGUCGCGCUAUUAUUCUCAGUCUAAUAUUAAUUCACCACAAAAAAAUCCAACUAGUAGUAAAGGCUCAACAAACGUUUCUCAAGCUAGAACCCGAUUUUGCUGUAGUGUUUUACCGACAAGUUGGCAAGCGAAAGGUGGCGCUGGACGACAACAUCAUGUCCUUAUGCAAUUGCAAUUGAAUAAGGUACGAUUCCAACAGGAAAUUUACCCACCCAGUACUAAACAAGCAAUGCGGCAAGUGGUGCUCAUACAAGACCUAGAAAUCCGUGAUAAACUCGCGUCAUCAAACAUUAAUAAAUUCUUGUAUUUAUAUUCUAGUGAAGCGAUGCCCAAACAGCAUGAUGCCAAUAUGCUGGUUGCCAAAGCGGCUCAUAUCCGACCGGAUUCCAAUUUAAUGGCUCAAGAGUGCUGUGUGAAGGUAUCCAUGUCACCGUUAAGACUCAACAUUGACCAAGAUUCUCUGAUUUUCCUGAUCUCAUUUGUUAACCAGUUCUCUAGGCUGAGUCAAAAAACCAAAGAUGAAGUAAUAAAUGAAAAGAAAAUUGUUUCAAAACCCAACGAGCCUAUAAUGACAGUAAGAAAUGCUGAUAACAUUAAUAAAUCAAUUACUCCCAAUUCGUUGAUAGAGUUAAAUGAUGAAUUUGAUGAACAUUUUGGACAAAAAGACUUGCCAAUUGUUUCAAACUUUGAUAUCAGCUCUCCUCCGAGUGAUAGUAAAUCUCCAGUUUAUAUAAGACAAUUCAUAUUUUCACCGGAUGUAACAAUCCGAUUAGAUUAUGAAGGCCGACACAUUGAUCUUAGCCAAGGCUCUCUGGCAGGUUUGCUCAUGGGUUUGGCUCAACUUAAUUGUUCUGAGAUAACAUUGAAACGCAUAGUGCACAAGCAUGGCUUACUUGGAUUUGAUAAAUUAUUAACAUUUGUUACACAAGAAUGGUUACAAGAUAUUAAAAAACAUCAACUACCAUCAUUAUUAGGUGGUGUUGGCCCGAUGUACUCGUUUGUUAGAUUGGUUCAAGGUUUUAGAGACUUAGUGCAGCUUCCAAUUGAACAAUAUCAAAAAGAUGGUCGAAUAGUUAGAGGCCUGCAAAGAGGUGCUAAUUCCUUUACCACAUCAACAGCGAUGGCUGCCCUUGAAAUAGCUACACGGAUUGUUAAUCUUAUCCAAAGAGUGGCUGAGACAACGUACGACAUGGUGAAUCCUGGUCCUAGCAUGCGACAGUUACGAUUGCAAGAAUCUAAAAAGAAAAAUCGCUCAAACAAACGAGCCCAUCCUGCUGAUAUACGAGAAGGAGUUGCUACUGCAGUUAUGCUGGUUAAAGAGGGUCUAGGAGAAACUGCUCAAACUCUGGUACGAGUUGCUAGCGAAGAGCACGAAAUUAAAGGCACUGCUGGAAUGGUGGGUGGUGUCAUGCGGCAGAUACCACCCACGGCUCUGACACCAAUCAUACUCGCUAGCCAAGCAACGUGUAAUGUACUACAAGGUGUCCGUUGUCAACUGGCACCUGACGCUAGGGUUGAAGCAAUGCAAAAAUGGAGAUGUGAUUAACCACUGAUCUACAUAUCAAAUGACCAAUUUAUAAUUACCAAUUAUAUAGUUAUAUAAUAUAAUAUAUGUUUGUUGUUGUUUUUUUUUCGAAUGACUCAUUUGCGCUUAUUAUUGUCCGAAAUCAAAGUAAUAAUUAUGAAAUACAGUUCCAAAACUAGUGUGACUAAAUGUGAAUGCUGUUGUGUGUUAUGUGAAAUUUAUAGUAUAUUUGAAACAUUUGUAAAUGAUAUUAUGUAGUAAAACUCAAGUAUUGAAAAGACACCAAAUAUUUUAAAACGAAGAUGCAAUCUAAUAUAUCAUUAUAUUUAUAUUUUUUAAUUUAGUGCCAUAAUUUUGUGGUAUCAUUAUUCUUGGUUUACAUUAAAUAUGUGACUUGAGUAUUUUGAUUUGUUGAAUGUUAUUUUUUUUACUAUUAACCAGAUGUUU
Molecule: messenger RNA, 6863 nt
Organism: Adelges cooleyi (spruce gall adelgid)
Lineage: Eukaryota; Metazoa; Arthropoda; Insecta; Hemiptera; Adelgidae
Product: autophagy-related protein 2 homolog B
Exons: 29
Coding region: 462-6437 (1991 amino acids)
Biological process (GO): autophagosome assembly; reticulophagy; autophagy of mitochondrion
Cellular component (GO): phagophore assembly site; extrinsic component of membrane
Molecular function (GO): phosphatidylinositol-3-phosphate binding
Source: RefSeq, a predicted model, not a curated record